CUUGGGGCAUUCAAAGCAUAGGAUUGAGGUGUCAUAGCCCCUAGUAUGCAUCUAGUGCCAUGGUCCACUUACAGUGUGCUGUCCAUAAUGCCAUCUGAUUCAGAAAGCAGCAGUUCUCUAAGUAGCAUUGGUACGACAGGCAAAGCAUCGUCCCCACCUCCUGUUUUAGACACAAGGCAGAUGAGUGAGAAACUAGAGACUAUUUUAUUUCAGCUACGCCAGGUGACCCGUGAGAGGGAUGAAUUGCGAAAGCGCCUUGCACUUUCAUCUCCCGGCUCAACCUUUGAUGACUGCAGACCCAGCCCUAAACCAAAUCACGAUUAUGAAAGAUUGAAAAUACAGUGCAUGAAGGCCAUGUCAGAUUUGCAGUCUCUACAGAAUCAACAUACCAAGACGCUAAAAAGAUGUGAAGAAGCUGCCAAAGAGGCAGAUUUUUAUCAUACAUUGCAUAGUCGACUGCUGAGUGACCAGUCACAGCUGAAAGAGGACAUGGAUACCUUGAAGAGGAAGAACACACAGUUAGUACGAGAGCAUAACCAUCUCCAGCAAUCAUGUGAGGAAAUGAAGAGACUUCAUGAUGAGGAUCAAAAAGAGAUAACGGACCUACGUAGCCAACAACAGCAGGUUAUGAAACAAAAUGGCUCAUCGGAGAUACUAAAUAAACUCUACGAUACAGCAAUGGAUAAACUGGAGGGUGUGAAGAAGGAUUAUGAUGCAUUAAGGAAACGGUACAAUGAGAAAAUAGCAAGUCACAAUACAGACCUUAGCCGUCUAGAACAGGCAGAGGAGGAAAACAGACGCCUUCAGAAGCAGAUCGAUAUGUUAAUGAAGCAGAGAGAUACAGCAAUACAUUUCCAGCAACAGUAUUCCUCUUCUCUUAGAAGGGCUCUAGAUGCACCCGACACUGCUGUCUGCAUGAGGGUCCAUCCUGCCCACCUUGGUCGGCAGCAUGGGGAGCAGGGCUGCAGGUUUGAGUCAGUACAACAGGAGCUAAGCAAAUCCACUGUGCAGAACAAGGAGAUGCAGAGGGAGAUGGAACGAUUACAGUCAGAGGUGACACGGUUCAAAACAAUGCAGUUGAAGGCAACAAAGGAUGCAGAGAAGUACAAGGAAGAGAGAGACUCUGUUUUCAAUGAGUAUCGCCUCAUAAUGAGUGAGAGAGACCAAGUAAUCAAAGAGGUGGAUAAACUUCAAACUGAGCUGGAACUUGCAGAGUCCAAACUGAAGAAUACUUCCUCAGAGAAAAGAGUGGCUAGUGAAGAAAUGGAAGCCCUAAGACAGGAGUUAAACUCGGCUCUAGUGGAACGAGAUCGAGCAAUUUGUGAGAGGAAUGAGUUGCUGGAAAAGUACUGUCAUGAAGUGAAGGACAAGGCUGAGGCCCAGAAGGAACUUGAUCAAGCUUGCAAGGAUAUAGAGACAGUGAAGGAAGAAAGAGAUGUUGCCAGGAAAGAGAGAACAGAGGCUAUCAUCCAGAGAGAUCAUCUUCUAAGGGAAUAUUAUCAAGCUCGUCAGAUACAAGAUUCUGCUACACUGGAUAUAGAACGAGCUAACAAAGAAAUCGAAAUGCUUCGGAAGCAAUAUGAGGCAAUGUCACAAGAGCUAAAAGAAGCUGUGCAAGAAGCAGAAGUAGCUAAAUGUAGGAGAGACUGGGCCUUUCAAGAGCGAGACAAGAUAGUUGCAGAAAGAGAGAGCAUACGGACUUUGUGCGACAACUUGAGGAGGGAGAGAGACAGGGCUGUAAGCGACUUGGCUGAAGCUCUCCGCAACCUGGAUGAUAUGAGAAAGCAAAAAAAUGAUGCUGUCCGUGAAUUAAAGGAACUCAAAGAGAAGAUGGAGAACCAGUUGGAAAAAGAAGCCAGAUUUAGGCAGUUAAUGGCCCACAGUUCUCAUGAUUCAGCCAUAGACACAGAUUCUCUGGAAUGGGAAACAGAAGUGGUGGAGUUUGAAAAAGACAGAGAGGAUAUGGAUUUAAAAGCACUUGGUUUUGAUGUGGCAGAGGGUGUGAAUGAACCAUACCUCCCUGGAGACUGUGGGAUAUUUGUUACCAAAGUAGACAAAGGAAGCAUCGCGGAUGGUCGAUUGAGGGUAAAUGACUGGCUCCUGAAGAUAAAUGAUGUGGAUCUUACUAAUAAGGAUAAGAAACAAGUUAUAAAAGCUGUACUUAAUGGAGGAGGAGUUAUUAAUAUGGUGGUGCGAAGAAGAAAGUCCUUAGGAGGGAGAAUGAUAACACCUCUGCAUAUCAAUAUUGCUGGCCAUAAAGAUAGUGGAAUCAGUCUAGAAAAUGGACUGUUUGUUGCUGCUCUUGUGCCUGGUAGCCCAGCUGCCAAAGAGGGGUCCCUUACUGUGGGAGACAGAAUAAUUGCUGUAAGUUUAAAGAAGAUAUUCUCUACAAUUUCAUUACUGCAACUAGAAUGUGACAUUAAUGGCAUUGCACUAGAUAAUAAAUCGCUGACUGAAUGUGAAGCUUUGCUAAGAAACUGUAGGGAUUCUCUUACGCUUUCAUUGAUGAAGGUUUUUCCUCAGAGCUCAUCUUGGAGUGGUCAAAACAUAUUUGAAAACCUGAAAGAUUCAGAGAAAAUAUCAAAUGGUAGGGUUCAUACAUCAGAGAUACAAGCUCAAAAUAAAAGAAAUCUGAAACUCAACAGUUCAACGCAAACGGACAUUUUCAAUCCAGAAAUCCUGGAUGGCAAGAAGGACCAGAGUGACCAGGGUAGUGGUUCAUUUUGUGAUCACAAGCCCUUUUCCAAUAGUGCUUUACGAGCAGACUCUCACAGGAGCAUGGUGCACGGUUGCCACAGUAAUUCAGAACAUAGUCUCAGUUCCUUUAAUCCAGAUGCCUAUGGGGAGCGAGGCUAUGCAAUUGUUGACUUGGAGAACAGAAGGUUGCCAUUUGAGCCCACAGGAGAUGACUGCAUCAUGGUUGAGACCACAUUAGACAAAGGCCAUGGAGCUAAGCAUAGCGGUGGCACUUGGCCCAAAGUGAUGGUAAACAUUUCAACAGUAGAAACAGAAAAGUUCUCUGUGUAUAAAAAGCCAAAACAAAGGAAAUCUAUCUUUGAUCCUGACACUUUCAAAAGACCACAGACUCCUCCCAAAUUGGAAUAUCUCUCUCCCAAUCAAAUGUCAGGCCAUUCGCCUCAGCCCUCAAAAAUGGAAGUUGGGUCAGCUCCUCCAACACCUCCCAAAAGAAGUGAUUCUAUUAAGUUUAAACAUAAACAGCAGACGAGUUCUGCAUCAGACUCUACUGUAACAACUGGAUCCCCACCUACCAGUCCAGCUACUGUCCAAGCACCCGUUCCUUUGGCACUUAAGCAGGAUUCUGCCACUCACAAGGGGCACAGUAGGAACGCUGGGCAUUAUUACCGGGAGGAGGGAGUUGACUGUGCUCAUCUGUCCUCAAGAAAAUCCUGUGAAGAUGACAUUGGCUUUCAAAGAGUUGAAGAGCCAGAGAUGAAAAGGCCAAGACCAAAAUCUGCUCCUGCUUUGAGGCAUAAAAUGACCCCUGUGCCCAUCCCUAAUCCGUCACUUCAGGUACAGAAAUACUGUCCAGCCAGUGAAGAACAUCUGUCUCCAGACCUCCAGGAGUGGGCACCAUAUUCACCAAAACGUUCCACUAGGCAUAGCGAUGGUUUUGCACCUUCUUCCUUGUAUGCUGGAGGCAUGUCAGCAGGUACUGUACCAAGAAGUUUGGCACCAUGUCCUGCAGUAACUGCUGUCAUGAGAAAUCCAAUUUAUACUGCUUGGAGCCAUAGAGUUCAUACUAACAAUUGUCCAUCUGUUGCCAGCCAAAUCUGCCAUCAGCAUCUGCAUCCCAGUGCACAGCACCAGGGUCGCCUGAGUUUGGACCUCAGUCACAAACACUCCAGUGAUUAUUCUGAAAAUUCGCGUACAAGAGCAUCACAUGGUUCAAAUUCAUUACCUUCCAGUGCAAGACUCGGUUCUUCCACCAAUUUGCAGUAUAGAACGGAAAGAAUUAAGAUCCCUUUAACACCACGGUAUCCAAGGUCCGUCAUAGGUUCUGACAGAGGUUCCUUGUCACAUUCUGAAUGUAGCAGUCCCAGCCUUAUAACUCCUCCACAGUCGCCUCUUAACCUUGAGACAUCUUCCUUUGCCAGCAGCCAGUCACAGAACUCCCUUUCUACACUACCAAGGAUUUCUAUUAGCCCAGUAUCAAUUGGAGAACGUAGAAAAGAUAGGCCAUUCAUGGAAGAACCACGCCAUGUUAAAGUGCAGAAAGGUUCUGAGCCAUUAGGGAUUUCCAUUGUGAGUGGAGAAAAUGGUGGGAUAUUUGUCUCUAAAGUAACUGGAGGGAGCAUUGCCCAUCAAGCUGGCCUCGAGUAUGGUGAUCAGUUACUGGAGUUUAAUGGAAUAAAUCUGAGAAAUGCUACAGAGCAGCAGGCUCGACUGAUCAUUGGACAGCAAUGCGACACCAUUACUAUUCUGGCUCAGUACAACCCACAUAUGUAUCAGCUUGGCAAUCACUCACGAUCUAGUUCUCGACUGGAACCAGCGAGCAAUCAUUCCACACCGCAAGGCAGUGGAGCUGCAACCCCUGACAAUCAUUCCAUAAUUGAUACUGUGAGUGAACAGGAUGAAGGAACAAUGACGCCUCCAUCCAAGCAAACCACACCAACUACUAGUCCCCGGAAUUCCAUGAGGGUCCCUAUGGAUGCAAACAAAAGGACCCCUGAACCUAGGAUCGUAGUCAUUAAAAAAUCCCAAGUUGAUCUUGGAAUCCAAAUAUGUGGUGGAAACCUACAUGGAAUAUUUGUGUCAGAUGUAGAUGAUGACAGCCCAGCAAAAGGACCUGAUGGACUAGUUCUGGGAGACAUAAUUCUUGAGUAUGGAUCUGUUGAUAUGCGAAAUAAAACAGCUGAGGAAGCCUACCUUGAAAUGCUGAAGCCAGGAGAAAAUAUCAGAAUAAAGACUCAGUUCAGAAUAGAAGAAUACAACAAGAUAAAAGAGUUACCUGGAGAUGGAUUCUAUAUCAGGGCACUUUAUGAUCGACUGGCAGAGGUAGAGCAGGAUUUAAGCUUUAAGAAGGAUGACAUUUUGUAUGUUGAUGACACUCUGCCACAGGGCAACUUUGGCUGCUGGAUGGCCUGGCAGCUAGAUGAGAAUGCUCAAAAGCUGGAAAGAGGACAGAUCCCCAGCAAAUACAUGAUGGACCAGGAGUUCUACAGGAGACACAGCAUGUCUGAAGCUAAAGAUGAAAACAGUUCCACAAAGACAUUGUCAGCAGCAGCUCGAAGAUCAUUCUUUAGAAGAAAACAUAAACACAAGCGAAGUGGUUCCAAAGAUGGAAAGGAUUUACUGGCUCUCGAUACAAUCAGUACAGACUCCAUUCCUUUCAUGGAUGACUCUGUGAGCCUGGCUUACCAGCGUGUACAGAAGGUGGAUUGUACCUCUCCAAGGCCUGUGCUUAUUCUAGGGCCAUUACUUGAUGCCGUGAAAGACAUGUUAGUCAAAGAAUCUCCUGGGAAAUUUUGCAGAUGUCCUCUUGAGGUGAUGAAAGCUUCCCAACAAGCUAUUGAACGGGGAGUAAAGGAUUGUCUGUUUAUAGAUUACAAACGGAGGAGUGGUCAUUUUGAUGUGACAACUGUAGCUUCAAUAAAGGAGAUAACAGAGAAGGACUGUCACUGUUUGCUGGACAUCGCUCCUCAUGCCAUUGAGCGGCUCCACAGCGUUCAUAUCUACCCUAUUGUCAUCUUCAUUCGCUAUAAAAAUGCUAAGCAAAUCAAAGAGCAAAAAGACCCGAUCUUUCUGAGGGACAAAGUUACACAAAAACAUUCCAAAGAACAAUUUGAGACAGCUCAGAAAAUAGAACAGGAAUACAGCAAGUACUUCACAGGUGUUGUCCAGGGAGGAGCCCUUUCAAGCAUUUGCACUCAGAUUAUGACAACUGUCGAUCAAGAGCAAAACAAAGUCCUGUGGAUUCCAGCUGGCCUGCUAUAGAUAUUUGCUGUGAAGCUAUUCUCCAGAUGUAAAUAGCAAUUAACCUUUUUCCAAUGGACACAUCAUUUAUGUCUUUAUAGAGAUAUAAAUGAUUGCUUUUCAUGAAGGGGAAUGAUACACUGAACACAAACAAAAUCAACAAGGUGUGUAGAAGGGAUAGCUCUUUAUCAGAGAACAUUGUCCUGCAUAAAAACUGCAGGAUGGGCUAUAACCUAGGUGUACCUUUUCAUAAGAGGUGAAUAUAGUAAUGCUGCGAAAUAACCCUUUAGAAUGACGUUUACAAAAACCUUUUCAAAGUAUUUGGUUGUUGAUGUUUACUUGAAUGACCUUUAUUUUUUUUAAGUCUGUCUUCUUUCCCCUAAUGAGACAACUCUCCAAAAUGGAGUGAAGUUUCCACAAAUAAAUGGAUUUGCAGGCAAUGUGAUUCUACCUUGCAGUUCUGACCUUUUCCGAGCGCAUUGUUGACAUGACUACUGGGUAAUCAUGCAGGGUUUGUGAUCAGUACAUCUUGGGAGUGAGCUCAGAAGGAAGAGCCCUCCUUCCCAGGGCAGACCACUGUUUGUAGUCUAUGAAAGUUUAGCUGUCAAAGAUACUGUUUUUGUUUUAUGCAUGGAUCUAAUAUUUAAACUUUGUAAUAUAUCUGAUCAAUCUGAACUUAGUAUGUGUUUAGAAAUAUUUUUUGGUUGUUGGGCCUAGUCAAAGUAAUGAUGGGGAGAGUCGAUAGCUAGGCCUAGCAUGCCGUGUUUGUCACUUUUAGAUACUGUAAAUAUUGAAAGCAAAUGUUGGUGCAAUUUUGCCGGGUAAUUCUUAAGCUUUGUACUUCAGUGUGUAGCAUUCACAUAGAUUUGUAUUUAAUAUAAGAGCAGUCACCGUUUUAGGUCUUUGAACGAGAGCCUUUAGGGAGGUACGUUAAUUGUUAGUGUUUUCACUGUCAACAAGUAAGUGAUCAUUUAGUUUUGUUGCAAUACUCUUUUACCUGUUGAACCAAACUUCAUGGUAUUGGUUCCUUUUUUGUUUUUGCACUUCUGAGUCUGUGUUUCUAACACAGGGUUUGUUUUCUAUCUUUUCAUUAACUGUCAUGUUUGUAGGUACUGUACUUAAAUUGUUAUUUGAAGUAUCAUUUAAAUAGGGCUGUUUCUCAGUGACUGUUCCUAACAUUUCAUUAUGUAGCAAGAAGUAUUUUCUUUUAUUAGUUUUACCCAACAGUCUGUAGUUAUUUUAUUUGCUGGGGGGGUUUUAAUUAAAAAGGGAUUCUUCUUGCACAGUUCUUCAAAGAAAAAAUUGGUCCUAAAAUUUAACUUCUGUUUUACAAGUACUAUUUUAUAGCUCAAAAUACUAAAGAAAAGAAACGUAGGCAAUGAAUGGAUGAAUUAUUAGUCAAAGUACUUUUCAUGGUGAGGGACAGUGGUUAUUUUUUUUAAGUGCGAUCAGAAUGGACUCCAGUGGUACAGAUAAAACAGACAGGUACUGUUCUGGCUUGGACUUUCUGUACUAAAAAUAAACAUGUCACUUUGUAUCAAUAAAAGGUAAAGAAACUGA
Molecule: messenger RNA, 7494 nt
Organism: Alligator sinensis (Chinese alligator)
Lineage: Eukaryota; Metazoa; Chordata; Crocodylia; Alligatoridae
Gene: DLG5
Product: discs large MAGUK scaffold protein 5
Exons: 34
Coding region: 46-5955 (1969 amino acids)
Molecular function (GO): protein binding
Source: RefSeq, a predicted model, not a curated record